This is a messenger RNA of Strongyloides ratti, 246 nucleotides long. RefSeq lists its product as uncharacterized. Gene Ontology annotation, cellular component: cytosol. Bases 1 to 246 code for a protein of 81 amino acids. The record is from RefSeq and is a predicted model, not a curated record. NCBI's taxonomy places the organism in Eukaryota, Metazoa, Nematoda, Chromadorea, Rhabditida, Strongyloididae. The transcript is spliced from 2 exons.
AUGGCUCGUGGUAACCAACGUGAUUUAGCUCGUGAGAAGAAUCUUAAGAAACAGAAAGAGUUGCAAAAAGCUAAGGGAGCUGCUAAUAAAGGUGCAAAUGUUGGGAUGAAUUUUGAUGCUCGCCAACAACGUGAUGCUGAACUUAUGAGGAAAAAACAAGAAGCUGCUGCUGCAAAAAAAGCCGCUGAGGAUGCAGCUAAUCUUGCCAAAGGGCCUAAAGUUGUUAAAUACGAUCCUUUAAAAUAA